Messenger RNA from Cheilinus undulatus (humphead wrasse), 2178 nucleotides. It is a transcript of the gene akt1s1, whose product is annotated as AKT1 substrate 1 (proline-rich). Lineage: Eukaryota; Metazoa; Chordata; Actinopteri; Labriformes; Labridae. The transcript is spliced from 6 exons. The record is from RefSeq and is a predicted model, not a curated record. Gene Ontology annotation, cellular component: cytoplasm. Gene Ontology annotation, biological process: negative regulation of TOR signaling; negative regulation of protein kinase activity; neurotrophin TRK receptor signaling pathway. Bases 526 to 1584 code for a protein of 352 amino acids.
CCCAUCCUCGCUGGCUUGCUGCUGGUGUAGAGCCUGGCUAGGGGAGAGAAACCGUGUGAGAAGGUAGAAUACGUAUGUUUAAAAAAGAAGUAAAGUUAAGCCUGAUAAACACCUGGCAACGGAUAAGAAAGAAACUGAACAGGUAUCACCAGCAAGUUGGCAACAUCAAUUCUCUCCCCUGGCUCUCCAGUGCAUAAAGACACCACCCAAUACUUCAUAUCAUUAAGUCACCCAGUGCCUCUGUACCUGAUAGACCAUUAUACUCCUCUUCAUCUUCACCAGAGCAAAAAGUAACCACACACCAGCAGGACAGAAGAAACACAAGUGAAGGGAUUUUCUUUAGCAUUUUGAUCAAAAGCAGAUGAACCACAGUUUACUACCAAAGUUUCCUGACAAUAUUGUACUCAGCUAGACAUCCAAGACUCUACUCAGUAUAAACCUUACAAAACUAACCAUCAUCAUUCAUCAGCAUAACUCCUCACAUCAGUCCAGCUACAGAAACACGCAAACAAACAUAGCACCAUAAUGGCCUCCAUCACCCACUCAUCCGAGCCCGAGAUCCCAGACAACCACAAAGAGAGCUGGCUUGCACUUCUUUCUGCAGCUGAAGCAUAUUGCCAAAAGUCGGGCUGCGACCUGGCCAUACUAACAGCCUGUAAGAAGUUUCGUUCCUCAGCUGGAGAAGGAGAGGGGGUGAGGAAACGGGAGAGCAGCAGUGCCUUUCCUAAGGAGUGUGAUUUCUCCUAUAGCGUUUGGGGGCAAGGCUUUCUGGCCGAGUCGGCGCGGCGCUACAUGGAUGACAUCAGCGUGCUGCACUCUACAACCAUGCUAACAGCCCAAAAGCACUCACGCCAUGUUGGAGGAGAGGGAGGAACCAAGAUGGUCGUGGACCUGACCUCAGACCCUGCACAUAGGGGGAGCUUUACAGGAGACGGCAACGUGGGUGGAGUAAGUCCCAAUGGUAGAAUGUACUCCCAAAGCUACCCAUCAAUCUACAGCUCAGGAGCCAUGACGGGUCAGGGUGCUGGGCAGAACGGUAACGGAGAAAGGGAAAGGGAGAAGGGUGUGCUGGAGGCUGAGCGGGCGAGACAGAGGGCUGCAAUCGUGGACUUGGAGGAAGAGUGUGAGGAUGAAGAGGAGGAGGAGGAUAUGGAUGAGAGGAGACCUUAUGGGAAUGAAAGUGCUGGUGUCUUCUCGAUGGACGAGGACUCUCUAUCUCGGGACUGUGAGCCGUUCUUUGAAUCUGAUGGGGAGGAGGAAAGCACAGAUGGCUCUUUGAGUGAGGACGCACCUCCGCCGACACGUGGCAUGGCCAUGGGUCAGGCUGCAUACUCAUCCCGGCACGCCCACACCAUGGCUCUGGCCCGCUCGCUGCCGGUAUCUGUGCCUGUGUGGAGCUGCAGGGGCAACAGAGCUGCUCCGGGAGACAGCAGUAGUGGAGAACGGGUGGGCUGCGCGGAUCUGGAGCACAUUGCUGCCAGCAUGAAAGCCCUUCUGGCCCCAGGAGCCACGGAUGGGACAGAAAUGUUUGGGGCCCUCCCUCGGCCCCGACUCAACACAGGAGACUUCUCCCUCAAGCACUGAGAGAGCAAGAGAUGGAGCGAGAGAAAGGGAUAGAGGGGGCAAAUCAGAGAGAUAACGUGAAAGUGGAAGGUUGUUGUGACGAUUGGAGAAAACUGAUCAGCCAGCGGGUGUGGCGUUCAGUUUGUGAAACAGUGUAAAAGCUAGUACCUCCAUUUAUUUCGCACUAACCAAAAUUAAUGCUUUGAGGAGUAACUGACAAAAAGAAAUGUUGUUAUAAACACUAAUAACAUUUAAGACACUAGCCCUCCUCCCUUUUUCACAACACACUUCACAAAGCUAGCCACUACAUAUCGAUACGACACUACAACAGGAUUGAACUUCAAGAUAUGUGAGUGGUCACAGAGGAGGGCACCAGAAACACCCGGCCAAGUGUGAAUUGUUCCAAACGUGAGGUGGAAAUUUGCCCUUUGGUAAAAUUUACUGUACACUCAUGAGAACCGGAGAAAUGGUCUUUGAUAUGUGGUUGAUCGUUUGCUUUGUAGCUACAUGCUAACACUUUGAUAGCUGAUGAGCUAAAUGCUAUGAGAGAGAUAGCAAUGUGACAGGCUGUCCACUCUUUUGAAACACAAUAUAAAAUAAAUCUUGUUUAAAUUA